Spea bombifrons (plains spadefoot toad) is the source of this 536-nucleotide messenger RNA. It is a transcript of the gene STPG3, whose product is annotated as sperm-tail PG-rich repeat containing 3. Lineage: Eukaryota; Metazoa; Chordata; Amphibia; Anura; Pelobatidae. The coding region runs from base 13 to 402 and encodes 129 amino acids. The transcript has 4 exons. The record is from RefSeq and is a predicted model, not a curated record.
GGUGUUGUCAUCAUGGAGGUUAAAGGACAAAGUCGUUUCCCGAGAAUACUGCAUCGGCCACGUAUGGAAAAGCCGCUCCUGCACGUGGCUCAGCAAAACAUUAAGUUUGAAGAAUGUAUCAGGCUGGAGAGGACACAUCGGGUCCAGCUCCCGCCUGUCAAGGGUCCGCACAUGGUCUAUGACUGUACAGAUCCUACGGGGCCUCUCUACCAUGCCAAGAAGACCCAGGCUAAGGGCCAGGCUUCAAGGACAUCUUGGAUGAAGAUAGUCAAUACCCCCGGACCCGGCCUGUACAACAUUGAGCGGGGCUUCAAGCACACCGUUUCACGUGCCCCAAUGUUCCCAAUCAUUGGGGUAAGAAGACCAAAGAGGCACGACCUGGGACCCUUUACCACCCUUUAGGGUGUUAUCCUGUGUGGGGAGUCUCAUCGCAGCCAUGGCUGUAAACUGGUCUUCCCAGCAACUCCCAGUUCAGUUUGUUGCCGUUCCGAUUCUGACUUCUGUAUCGACCCUCAGGACCGAGAGUGUAAAUCUAC